This is a messenger RNA of Cinara cedri, 10359 nucleotides long. Lineage: Eukaryota; Metazoa; Arthropoda; Insecta; Hemiptera; Aphididae. The record is from the annotation of a GenBank genome assembly.
AGGCAGGCAGAGACAGUCUGUUCGGUCGUUCACGCGGUUUCGCACAGCCCGUCCAGCCCGUACUGCACGGAACCCGUUCUUUCGCGCGUUUUUUUUGUCGUUUUUUUUCCCUCAACCUCCACCCGUCCGUUCCGUUUUCCCGCUCACGCACUACGCCGCCGUCGUGUUUUUUUUUUCUUUUCCGCCGCUGUUAACCGCGGCAACGUACGUUUUGUUAUUGUUGUUUAUCGUGUACCGCGCACCGCCGUCGCCGUUCCCGCGGAGUCCCACUGCAGCAUCCCGAACGGUUUCUAUUCGGAAAAAUGGCCGCAAACUUUUCGUGUGAGUAUCAAUCGCUACAGCGUCGGUCGCGUAACAUUAUCGAAUUCUGUUCGGAACGCGCGCGACCGUCCGCCCGCCGGUCGUCGCGGAUAACAAACAACCGGAAACCCAAUCGUAGUCUCGAUUGUCGCGGUUCCGUGCACCGCGUAUUGCCGUAACCCGCGCGUUCUCGGUCUCGUCCGACCGCCUCUUUCUCGUCACCCACGGUCUGCGCUAUUCGGUUCUUGGUGUACCGCGAUAAAUCGCGCACAAUAGCCCGCGCGAUGCCCGUUCAUGUUGCACGACCUUUUGGAGGAGCGGUCGUGUUUCUCGGAUCGCUUCGUCGAUCUACUGUGUCGCCAGCCCUCGCCCCCCCCCCUUACCUUUCCCCCGUAUGAAUGUUCGGUUUUUUUUCUUGCCUCCCCUAUGCACGGGCGCGCGGUUUUAUGCGCGAUGUCUCGUAGUUUCGGCCGGCGGCCGCCCGGUCGAGAAACUUCGGCUCAGAGGACCGCGCCGCUCCGCACCGUUCCGCGGGACUUCGGAUAGGACGCCGUGGCGAAACGACAAUCUGAAUUACGGGCGAUGACAUUCCCGUUAUUAUAAUAUUAGAGGGCUUUUUUUUCAGAGAGAGAGAGAGAGAGAAAAAAAAAAAUGAACGCGAAAAUUGACGCGACUCUCUUUUGCCGCGUCGUCCUUUUCCGGAACAAAGCCCUCGUCGUACGGCCGUCGAUAAUAUCAUUUAUCCCGGUGGCGCUCAAACUGUAAUUUUUUUUCUCGCGGUGUAGCGGAAUUCGGAAUUCAUAACCGCCUCCGCCCACCGCGAACGUGUUCGUAUCUAAAUUUCACCCAAAACGCCCAAAAAACACCAACAAGUAUAACUCUUGAACGUUUGUAGCGCCCAAUUGUACCCAGACCGUCCCCCGGGAACGUCCGCACGCCCGGCAUAUGAAAAGGGCGAAUCGCUAAUCGGCGUGGAAACGUUCCGGCGUGGUCGUGUUGGAACCAUCGGCAUUCGUGUAUAGGAUAUCCGGGGCGACCGUCGGGGAAAAAUCGCCGUUGGCGGUCGGGUAGGACAGGAUUACGGCGCGGGGAAUCGUCGAUCGGCGAUGAUGAUUUAGCGUCCGCGAAAAUAAUGCGGCGGCGGCGGCGGCGGCCACCUACCACGGUACAGUUUGGUCACCACUGAUUUGUCCUCCGUGUCGGCCGCCGACGUUGUUGCGCGUUUCCGCGGUCCGUAAAAACCGUUCCGACCGUUGACUAUUAUUUCGCCGCCGCGUCGUCGGGGUCCGGGCGGGCGGCUACGGCAUCUCAAGAAACCGUGCGUGAAUACCAAACUGCAGCAGUUGUCGGCCGGCGCGUGCGUUACGCGAGCGUGCAAGAAUAGCCGGUCGGUUUUCGUCGCUCCCCGCGAUGAUAACGAUAAUAAUAACAGUUGGUUUGUUUAUUUAUUCGCGUGCCAUUACACAACGAACCGAUAGCGCCGGGUCGAAUUCCCCAUUAGGUAAUCAGCGUGUUAUGAAAACGAACGGCGAACGAACGCGUUCAAGGUUCAAGCGAAAAUAACGAAAAUCGAGUGUCGUGUUGAACCGAAUAUCGACGUCCAGGGAGUCCGUACGCCGAGUACAUUCCGCAACGCACUCGACAAGACGGAAUUAUCAUUUUUAUUUUUAGAGUUCCCGCGCCACACAAUAGGAGGACGUCGUAUUCACGCGGCGUACGAGUCGACCCUCGCAGAAGGAAUAGAAAGAAAAAAAAAAUUAACAUUCGACGAUAAACCCGCCAGACGUCCGGCGAUAUUAUCGCGUUCGUGUUUUCUCAUAUUGCUCGUGCACAUUAUUGUUGCGCACGUCUCGAAAACGAACCGAUCGCACAUUCCGGUCAGGUAGUCAGGGCAAGUCCACCUACCCGCCGAAAAGACCUUCGGACCGGGCGGGGGGUUCCUUUGUCGCGCGCGACGACGGAGGGGAAAAAGAAAGAAAAAAAAAGGUCCCCGGGUCGACGGGGGAUGGAUUUUGAAAAUAAUACGAAUUUUUUUUUCUCGCCGACAACAAUAAGGUGGCAGCCCUGCGGCCGCGGUGGGUACCGUGGCGUGGUGUGGUGCGUUUUGUGCGGCUGCCCGUGUGCUCGAGUGGGCGACGGGUCGUGCGAUAUUUUUGGAUAACCGAAAACCGCCGGGGAGAGGGCCGCGAGGGUGUGCGCGCUCGAUCGUUUCGAACCGACCAAAAUUGGCGGUUAGUCGAGGGCAGCACAGGAAAAAAAAAAAAAUCAAAUCGAAACGAACAAGAAACCGACACGUUUUCGCUUCCACGAGGUCGGUGCAACGGUAAACGCCCCGCCCAAAACCGUACCGCCGCGUCCUCCUCCGCCUCGCCGGUCGCUACUGCGGCGCGCGCGCACGCGCACUCUCCGCGCUCGGUUUUGUGCGGUCGAGGCCCCGGACACUUGUGUUGUGUUUUUGUCGCGCUCGUCCGAAUCGUUCGUCCGUCCGCGCCGCUCCGUUCCCGUCGAUUUCAUCUCGUUUAUACCGUUCAUCGCGUUUUUCUCGCGUUUUUUUUUUUUUUCUGCGUUUGUAAUUUUCGCGCACGCGCACUUCGGCCGCCGAGCGUACGCGCCAGUCCAGCAGCCGUCGCUCGAGACGAAUACCGUACCUCCGACAAUACUACUUGAUAGUAUUUUCGUUGUUGUCGUUCCGAUUGCCGGCAAAGUUUUCAACCGUCCCGUCGAGAAAUGGCGAAAAUCUACUCUUGUAAGUAUCCGACGACUUCUCGCUGCGACCGCGGGCCUCCCGAUCUUACAGGCGCCCGUCCCUUGACCGCCGUCCGCUCGACGCCACCCCUAUCUCCCCUAUCUCGAUUGGCGUUUUUCCGCCACGGAAUUCCGUGUGUCCGCGCCAUUCGUUUGACCGCCGUAGUCGAUUUUCAAAACGCGUAGCCCCCGUUUUCGCAGGCCCGUCCGUCGUGUUACGAUCUAUUUGUGAGACGAUAAUUAAACCGUACCCGCUGCGCGGCCCCAUAUCGGAUUUCUUUUUCGACUGCCCGUACCCCGUGUGAACAGAAACGUGUUGGAAAUUACGUUUUUAAAGUCCGAGGUAUCUGGGCCACGCGAUAUUCCCGUUUCUGAAAACGCGUUUGAAUAAGUAGGCCACCUACCGCGUAGCCGCGCGACAUUGUAAUGUUCAAUCGGCCGCAUUAAAAUGCCUCGGCAACAUUAUCAAAUAUGACUGCAGGGACGUACGCGAUGUAAAUACAAACAAAAUACGUCUACAAGAGUUUUCGUGUAGAUAAGUGUACUUUUAACGUCUCACUGGGUUAGAUAAAAAUAACGUAGAUAACGUAAUAUGAGUGCGCGGAUUAAGUUAUUGUGGACAGACAAGGAGGAGGUACACUAUCUGUGUAUUGUUUUGAUGUAGACUAUACUGUGUUUGAGAAUAACGUGUUGCAUUUUUUUUUUUUUUUCUGAUAACUAGCAAAGGUUACACUCAACAACUCGCGUAUAGGCAGCGCACUCAUUAGCCGGUAGACAUUAAAAUAGGUACCUACCGACGUAUUAUUUGUUUAAUAACGUACCGUAGGUGGUUAAUAUUUACCAGUUUGUUAAUUUUUUAUUUGUUUUAUCAAACAAAUCUGCAAACAAACGACAUUUUAUUGGUUAUAAAUGACACAUUUUUACCGCCUUUGUAUUGUGUUCGGUACCUAUCUAUGCGUUUUUUUUUUUUGUUUAAACAAUUAACACCGAGUACCUAUUGGUUUUAUAUUCACUCUGUUUAUAUGGAGAAUACAAAAAAAAAAAAUACAUUUAUACCUUAACAGUCAUGGUGUAUAUACUAUGUUUACAAAGACUAAAUCUAAAACAUCCAUUGACUCAUCAAUGACUGUCGAACGGUCAUUUUUUUUUUUUUUUUUUUUUUUUGCUAUCGGAUAACCUAAACACAGUAGUUUUCAAAAUGUGUGGUGUGAAAGAAAGGUCCUUAUUGGAGAAAAAGUUAUUUGUGGCGAAACACACACAGUGUUUAUGAAAAAUUUGAAAACCACCGACCUAAGCAAUUUCAUCGGUUUACCUAAUACAAAUAUUUGUUCAGUGAAUUUUAAAAAAAAACCUAUUUGUGUUAUUGGCUUUUUUUAUUUCGAAAUUUUGGUUUAUUAUUAAUUUUUCUAUUCAAAAUUUUGCCGAAUCAUUGGUGAUUGAUAAUAAUAAUAGAUGCUUUGUAAUAAUAUGUAAGGUACCUAUCGAAAUUUUAAUUAAACGUGUUUUUCUGAUAAAAAAAAAAAAACUUGAGGAAUUUGGUCACUAUAGAUAUUAUUUUCUUAUAGUUUUCUACCCACCUAAUUAUUGAAAUACUAAUUUUAAAUUAAAAGUGUAGAUAGAGAGUAUUAUAGUUUUUUUUUUCCUUUUUUUGUGCUUUUAGCAAUAUUUGUUUAUAAUUUAAUAUUUUUACUGAUAUUUCUAUAUCAAAUUGUUCAUGACUUCAAUAAAAUAAAAUCACGGAAGUAGUUAGUAGGUAUUAACUGUUGUAAUAGGUAACUAUUGGUAAUGUUGUAUCAUUUAAAAUAACCUUAAACUAGUUAACUCAAUUAUCACCUUCAUUAUUCUAUUAAUAAAACCAACUGACAUUAACAUUAAUUAUUAAAAGAAAUAGGCAUUAUUAAAUAUAUUUUAAACCGGGUUUUAAAUUAAACAAUUGUUAUUACUUUUCAUAACAUAAAAUAUCGAGUGACCUAUUGAAUGAUUUAUUUUAUUUUUGUCCAUUUAACAGCGAUUCUAUAACUGAAUUUUUUUCUUUGAAAGUUUACUAAGAUAUGAAUGUAAUAUUAUUAAUUUUGAUUUUAAAUGCUUGGGUAGUCACUUAAAUAAAUUAUUUAGACCUAAUAUACCUAUCUUUUGUUGUUUUUUUUUUUUUUUACAAAUAUAUAGGUACAUAAUUUAUAUUCAAUUUUUUUAAACUUGUAAUUUUAGUAAUUGCUACUCGUAUAGAUGUAAAAUAUAAAGAUAUUCUGUUACCUACUAAUUAUUUAGUUUUAAAUUGAAUGUUUUUGAAUAAUAAAUUGUAAAACAGUAGGUAGGUAGUACAGAGCACAAAAAUGCAUUCUAGAUUUAAAAAAAUGGAAUGUCCUCUAAUUAAAACAUUGUACAUUUACUUUGUAUUAUGUGUGUUUAACUACGAAAGAAAUCAAAAAUUUAAUUUGCAUGUACUGUACUGUAAUGCAGCUUAAUAAAAUUUAUAUUUUAACUGUGCAUACUUUUAACAAAUAUGUAUUAAUAAACCCGUAAACAAUACUGAUAACACUCAAUAUGUUUAAAAAAUGUAAAUAUGUGAAGAUUAGAUUUGUACUUGGGUAGGUAAUUACAAACAAAUAUUUUAUUUUUACUUAAUUUGAUAUUUGGUACCUAUAUACAUUUUGAGGAAAAAACUAUGUUUCAUAUUAUUUUUUUUUUUCUUCUAAAUUUCUUAAAAUGAAAAAUCUAAGCUAGUAUAAAUAUUGACUCCAUGAUGGUAUGCGAUUGGAAAAUAGAUGAAAACUUUUAAUAAUAAAACUAAUUUACCGUUACUGUGUCCAAUGGACUACAGUGAACCAAUAUUUGAAACACACACUGGAUGACAAUGUUCACGUCUUUGUAGAUAGUUUCAGAAAAUACAAUCCUUUUGAUAAAUUGUUGGAUUAGCUGCGCGUAAAUUCUGUUUUGUUAUAUUUACACGGGUUCAAGGUUGAACACUGCAUAUAUGUAUUGUCUUCUCGAUGAAUUAUGUUUUGGAAUUCUUUUUAAUUUGUUUUUUUCGUUGUUUAAUAUAGCUUAUUGACUAUUAUCGAAUAUAUAGCUACGCAGAAACUAUCAUAAAAUCAUACCUAUAAAAAAAAACUUCUAAUGAAUUACCUAUAGCACAGUAUGUUGGUAAUAGAUUUAUGACUAGGUGCACCAAAUUAAACUAUGGAUAAUUCAUUGGUAGCUUACACAUGUGCAAUAUAAUAUAUAUUUAUAUACAUUUUACUGAUGUACACUGGAACAUAAUGUUUUUGUAUUUUUCAGCUGUUAUUAGUUCCAAUACUUUAUCGAAAUUCCGUGACGCAUUUUACAGUGAUGCUAAAAAUGUGUUGGCUCAAAAUGCUUGUUCUCGCGUUAGUCCAACAGAAGUAAGCACUUCAAGGAAUAGAGUUCAAGAAGCUCAUCAUUAUUAUACGCACAAGGUUUGUUUGUUGAUCGAAAAUAUUUAUUUUAUAAUAAAAAUACUUUUUGAUUUUACAUUUUUAUUAUGUCAAUAGAUUGAAUCUGAAGGAAAACCUGUGACUAACCAAAAAAGUUCAGGACGCUGCUGGAUAUUCGCUUGUUUAAAUGUGAUCAGAGUUCCGUUUAUCAAACAGUUUAACUUAGAAGAAUUUGAGUUCAGUCAAGCUCAUAUAUUUUUCUGGGAUAAGGUAAUAUUUGUUUUAAAUUCCACCAGUUGUUACCGAUUUUAUGGGGGAAAUAUUGUAUAUGAGUAUGUCCUUGGCCCGAUUCAAGGACCAACAUAACAAUAGGUGGUCCCUUCUACACAAUUGUGUGCUCUUUCAAUAGAACUGGUUUUUUUCCCUCUUAAGGGAUAUAAAAUGCAUUGUGACUACAAUGAAGGUUUAACCAUAUAACAAAUAGAACAUUGCACAGAUUUUUCAAAUAAAAUAUUUUCAUGGCUGUUGUCCGAUUGUGUAUUAUUAUUUAUUUUAAAGUUUAAAUUGUUCAUACGUUAGUAUUUUUAGUUAUUUUUACUUAAAUAAAUUAAGUAUAUUGUGUGUACAAACUUAUUGUGAUUAAAUUUUUUUUUUUAUGUAUAAUAUAUACUAUUAUUUAGUAAUUAAAUAAUUUUUUAAAAACCAAACUCAAUAACUGUAAGUAUUAUGUAAGUAGGGGUGUAUUUACUUACAUGUUUACCAAUUUUAGACUUGUGUAGGUGUUGUCACCUUAAAUUACUAAAAAAAAUAUUAUUGUUAUAUUAAUAAAACUAUGCAAAGUAAAUUAUUUAGUUUAUAUUGUUAUAAUGGUUUUUAGAUUUUUAACACAUCUUAAAAAAAUUGUCUUAUAAAUAUUUAAUAUUAGGUGUGUAUUCAAUAUUUCAUGCAAAUCUGCUUCUUUAUAAAUACUGAAAAAUAUGCAUUUGAAAUAUACUCAUAUUAUUUAAACAGAUUUUAUAUAUAUAUAUUAAAAUAUAUUUAAGUUAUUUUCAUUUUAUAACUAAUUAUUAUUGUGUUAAAGAUUGAAAGGAGCAAUUACUUUUUGAAUGCAAUCAUACAAACGGCUAAGCGAGGCGAAACAAUUGAUGACAGAACUACUGCUAGUUUACUAUCUGUAAGUGCAUUUAACUAUAUUAUUAAAGGAAAAAUUAUAUAAAACUUCACAAUAUUUUUUUUUUUUUUUUUUUAAUGAAGAAACCCAUUGAAGAUGGAGGUCAGUGGGACAUGUUGGUCAAUAUAAUCACCAAAUAUGGUUUGAUACCAAAGAAGAACUACCCAGAGUCUUUCAGUUGUGAAGCCAGUAAUACAAUUAAUGUUAUUCUAAACAGCAAGGUAUUGUUUUAUGUCAUAGUGACUUAUGUAAACAUUGUUUAUGCUAAACAUUUUGUAUUUUUAGCUUCGCGAAUUUGCCAUCGAAUUGCACAAACUUGUCAGUGAUAAUGCAACAGACAAUGAGAUUAACGGCAAAAUUGAACAGCAAAUGGAAAUCAUAUUCCGAAUUACUGGUAUUUGUUUGGGUAUACCACCAACUACGUUUCAAUGGAAUUACUAUGACAAGUCUAAACAAUUUCAUACAAUUGGUCCUAUUUCACCAUUGGAAUUCUACGAGAAACACGUUAAACCAGUGUUUGAUGUUACAGAAAAGGUAUGCACUAGAGUUAGGUUAUAAUAUUCAACAAUUCAUGUUGUCACCUUGGUGUUGUGAGUUAAUAGGUCAAUUGAUGUAACCCUCAAUAAUUAUUAUAUUUUACUAAAUUGUAUGUAUAUAUUUUACUUUUUUUGUACUAUAAAGUUAAAUUUUAUUUUUUUUAAAUACUAAAAUAGUUAUUUAUUGUGUACUUCAUUGUGUAUUGAUAUUAAUUUAAAUAAAACAUAAUUGUAAAUAAUUUCAAAAUGUUAUAAGGGUAUCAUUAUUUUACCACUAAAAAUGUAUACUACUUAAAAUAAUUUAUAGGGAUAUAGCUUGAUGGUUCGAUUUUAAUUUACACUAAUUGAUCCAUUAAAGAAUAAAUUGAUAAUAUUGAUAUUAAUGUUAGCGCUAAUAUCAAUUGACACUAUUUUAUCAGUUUGGCUUACACUAAAACAAAUUUUAAAUUAAAUUUAGACAGAAAAUAAUCAUUUUAGGGUUACAAUAUUUGAUCUAAAUGUGUAUGCACUUCUAAAUUAUCAAUUAGAAUUUAACAUAAAUAAAUAAAAAAAUGAAUCUCAUUCAAUUGGCCAAUUAACCUAUGAUAUUUGUAUUAAUGUCUAGGUGUGUCUGAUUUCGGAUCCAAGGCCAAACAACAAAUAUGGUAGAUUGUAUACUUUGGAUAUGUUAAAUAAUAUGGCUGGCGGUCGUAAAGUUCUCUACAACAAUCAACCCAUUGAAGUAUUAAUCAAGGCAGCUCAGGAAUCCAUUGUGACUCGGGGUGAACCCGUGUGGUACGGUUGUCAGGUCAGCAAACGAUUUUCUGACAAACUUGGCUUAGAAGAUUUGAAAAUGUAAGUGGUUUUGAAAUAAUCUCUAAAUGUUUAUAAUUGUUAAAAUAAAAAUUAUAUAUUGAUCUAUUUAUUUUAGCCACGAUUACCAGUUAGUUUUUGGAACUGAUGUUUCAAUACCAAUGUCUAAAGCUGAACGCAUGUUAUACGGUGAAUCUGCCAUGACACAUGCAAUGGUAUUGACUGGAGUCAAUAUAGAAGUGAGUAAAUCCUAAAAAUAAAAAUUAGAUACAUUAUUUAACUAACUUUUUUAUGUUUUUUUUCCAUGUGUUUAAGGUUGGCCACUCUAGUUCUUAAUCUCCACUUAACUUGGUCUUCCACAUUAUUUAUAUUCCAUCUUGUAUCACUCAAUUGUACCUAAUCAUCUUUUCUUGAUAUUCCUCUUUUCUUAAUAUUAUCCACAUUAGUUUGUAAAUUCAAAAUAAUUAUUUAUAAAAUGUUUGUUUAGAACGGUGCUCCAAACAAGUGGCGUGUCGAAAAUUCGUGGGGCGAAGACCGUGGUGAUAAAGGGUAUUUGAUGAUGACCACAGAUUGGUUCAAGGAAUUUGUGUUCGAAGUUGUCGUGGAUAGGAGUCUUUUAUCAGAAGAGGUGUUGGCUGUGUUCCAACAGGAACCCCAAGUACUGCCCAUAUGGGAUCCUAUGGGAACAUUAGCUUAAUUAUACAUUCUAAUGUUUUAACUGAGAAUUACAAUUUUUAUUUUCAUCCACUUAAAAUAUAUGAAUAAUUUAUACUUAAUUAUUCAUUUUUUUUUUUUUUUUUUUUUUUAACUAUUCUAUUAUAAUAAUAUACUAAAGCAUUCAUUGUAUUUGGAUAUUUUUUUUCUUAAUUAUAAUGUUUGUGUACAGUGUAUUCAAAGUUGGCAAAGCAUAAUUGAAAGGAUACAAUAUGUUGCCUGACUCCUUAUUAGAAAUUUUAUAUAUGUAUGACUGCAAACAUAUAUAAUAUUAAUAUUAAUAUUAUACUUAUAAUAAUUAUAUUAAUAUUAUAUCUAUAGUUUAAAACUCACUGAUAAACUCUUCAGUGUUAUUUUAUAAAUUGAUUUAUUUAAAAUGACUGUUGGGAAUUCAAAAAUUUGCAAACUAUUAGAUGUUAAAAUAUAAUUUGCUAAAGACUUAUUAAAAUAUCUAGAAAAAAAAUUUCAUUCAUCAGGUGCUUUAGCAACCUAUCGAUUUUUUUUUCAAACAUAUGUACAAUGAGAAAUAAUUAAGAAUAUCUAAAAUAAUGAAUAAACAAAAUUCUAUUAUUAUUUAUAUGUGUUGUUUUUUACAUGUUUUAAACCUAUUAAUAUCUAAUUUUGGCAAAUUAAUAAAUACGCGAAUGUGCACUAAAAAAAUAGCUAAAUAUACAUUAAAAAGUUAUGUAAAUAAUGUAUUAAGGAC